UGGAAUUAGCUUUAAUUGCAAACACAGGACAAAGAAUAGUGGCACAAUGCGUAGAAAAGUGAUCGUUCUUGGAUUUUUACUAUUCCAAAUUUUGUAUCAGAUAUCUGGAGAAAAAUUGUCUGAUUAUUAUACUGCAGCUGUGGUAGAAUAUUCACCCAUUUAUAUUAAAAAUGAUGUAAAAUUGACUUAUGAGAAGAAUACAGAUGAAUACAUCAAUUACAUAGAACGAGCAAGUAAACAGAAUGCCGACAUCAUUGUUUUUCCGGAAGAUGGAUUGGCAUCGUUCAGCAUGCCUAUUUUUCACGAAUACAAUGACUGGACAACAGUGGUUCCUUCUUCACAGGAGAAUUAUAUACCUUGUACAGAAUCCAGAAUCAACGGCAUCAUCGAAGCAGUAAAAAGAUUGUCAUGCGCUGCGAGAGAUAAUCGUAUAUACGUAGUGAUAAACGUUGGCGAGAAACGAUUCGAUGAAAAGGACGGCACAUGGCAUUAUCAUAAUACCAAUAUUGUGUUCGAUCGAAUUGGAAAAAUUAUUGCCAGAUAUCGUAAAGUGCACCUUGCUCUGGAAGGAAAAUACGAAAGUUCGGUGCCACCUGAUCUCGUUACUUUUGACACUGAUUUUGGAGUAAGAUUCGGUGUCAUUACAUGUUUCGAUAUGCUAUUUGAGGAACCUGCCUUAAAUUUGACGAGAAUAGAAGGUAUUUCAAAUAUUGUGUAUCCUACUGCCUGGUUAUCGGAAGUGCCAUUUAUAACCGCUAUUCAAAUUCAUUCUGGAUGGGCUUAUGGCGAGAAUGUAAAUGUAUUAUCAGCUGGAUACAAUAAACCCGAAUUUGGAAGCGUAGGAAGUGGUAUUUAUUUAGGUCGCAAUGGAAUAAUCAACGUGACCAUGUCUACAAAUCCGAAGGAGCGGCUUUUAGUCUCUCGAGUGCCAAAAACGCCUAAAAAAAUCGAAACACGAGAGAAAUACAUUACAAGUCAAUUUUACUCGAAAAGAAAUCUGCAUACAUCGGACAUCGAUUCGAUAAAGUUAAAGCACGAUCAUGUUACAUGGUUUAAUUCUACUCUGGUUAAUAAUUCCAUGAAUGAAACUAUCUGUUACGGUAACUUUUGUUGCGACUUUCUGAUUCGUACAAACACUAUCGAUCCGUCCACUUAUUAUCACGCAGUUGUGUACAAUGGUAUUCACGUGUUCGAGAAGAUAUUGGAAGCUGGUGUCCGCCUAUGCGCCGUGAUCCAAUGUUCCAACGAAACGCUUCGUUCUUGCACUUCUGUCUAUCCGUCCGAUACUACGUUUUCGACUUUGAAGAUAACGGCGAGAUUCGACGAUUACUCGAAGAUUGUAGUAACACCGACUGUGAUCGAUUCUUCUCUUAUUCCCUUCCAACAUUGGUCGUAUGAUGAACAGAUGCGUGGAGAAGAAACGACUGUUACAAUUGCUUUGGAAGAGGAGAUGAAAAAUGUGAUUAAUUUUGGCAUAUAUUCCAGGAAUUUUCAAAGAGAUAAAUAUUAUAAGUAAUUUUAAGAAUCGAUGGAAUUCCAUAAAAUUAUUUACUUUUUUGUGAAAAUAAAAUUUUA
This is a messenger RNA of Apis mellifera (honey bee), 1575 nucleotides long. RefSeq names its product vanin-like protein 1. The record is from RefSeq and is a predicted model, not a curated record. Lineage: Eukaryota; Metazoa; Arthropoda; Insecta; Hymenoptera; Apidae. The transcript is spliced from 8 exons. Bases 47 to 1516 code for a protein of 489 amino acids. Gene Ontology annotation, molecular function: hydrolase activity, acting on carbon-nitrogen (but not peptide) bonds, in linear amides.